CAAAGACUUGGAGACUAACAUGCACGACGAAGUGUGUAAACUAAAAAAAACUGACUUUGAAUUAGGUGAGAUGAAGCCCACACAAAAAGACAAUGUGAGCGGCACAGAAGAAGCAAACGAUGAAGAAGAAAGUACAGGCCAAACAUUCAGCAUAGCGGAAUUCAUUCCUUUGAUGGAAACAAGUUCACAGUAUGGUGAUAAAUCCAGUGGUUUGACGCAAGCUCUAUCUCACUACGAAUUCAACUCUCAUUCGGAAAGCAUGGGUUUCAGUAGUGUUCGGGAUGAAGCAUUCAUACCAGAAUUCGAAAACAGUGGUGAUAGUUGGUCGAAUCUUUGAUUUACGUCAUCAACACGACAUUAAACUUUUUAUAUUUUUUUAUUGUUCUGAUUGUUUGUUGUUGUAUUUAAAA
Anneissia japonica is the source of this 410-nucleotide messenger RNA. RefSeq lists its product as uncharacterized. The record is from RefSeq and is a predicted model, not a curated record. The transcript has 2 exons. Bases 20 to 337 code for a protein of 105 amino acids. NCBI's taxonomy places the organism in Eukaryota, Metazoa, Echinodermata, Crinoidea, Comatulida, Comatulidae.